GGAUGAGGAUUCUUUGAACAGUGAAUUUACAUAGACGUAUAGUCAUCUUCUUAGCAGUGUUUCAUCUAAUAUACUAUAAUACAAUAUUGAAGCAUGAGGUUACUACUUGAAGUACUGAGUAUUUUGAUGACACUUUUGACCAAUGGACACUCAGCAAUCGGUAAGUCAUGAUUAUUUUGAUGACACUUUUGACCAAUGGACACUCAGCAAUUAAUCGAGUGGCCUGUGCAGAACAGUAUCAGGCUUGUAAACGGAAACUCAAAGCUAGAAGGAAGAGUGGAGGUUUUUACAGGAUAUGAAUGGGGAACAGUCUGUGAUGACGAAUGGGGGGACAUAGAUGCUGGCAUUGUUUGCAGAGAAUUGGGAUAUACUUCUAUUAGAGCAAAGGCGCUAGGUUCGGCAACAUUUGGCGAAGGAUCAGGGCCAGUGUACUUCGAUAAUGUGGGCUGUAAUGGCACAGAGAAUAAAUUGGGAGAUUGUGGUAGGCAAAGAAAUUGCCGACAUGAUGAAGAUGCUGGUGUCAUGUGUUUAGAAGAAACGUACUUUCUGUUCGGACUAACAAUACUUAGAAACAACAGUAUUAUCACAUUAAGCGAACUUCACGAAAACAACAUUUCAAACUUAGCGUGCACAACGGAAAACGCUAUAUGUUGUUCUGAGACUCAAUACGAUUUUGCUAUUGGCUGGGAGUUUCCAAAUGGAUCUUAUGUCAGCACCUCCAAUCAAAAUAUUACUGGAGUCUAUUUAAGUACUCGAAACAAGUCAAUGAUCCUUCAAGUCACUGCUGAAGCGUCUUAUACUACUGGGAUAUACCAGUGCACUAUCCCUGGUUUAAACAACCUAAGCAAUCACUUAUAUAUUGGAAUUCUUAGGGACUCCGAUGGGUGCUUGCAAAUUGAGCGGCUUUACUAUGAUCAACGAGAUGGAAAAAUUGUCUGUUUGUCAAUUGGAGGACCAGUUCAGCGAGUAAUGUGGAAGAAAGAUGAUCAAGAAUUGUUCACUGUGAACCCAAAUUAUGAAUUCUCACAAGAAUUGCUUGACAGGACGAAUGGAACAUACAAACACAUACUAAGAUUCCUAUACAAGGGUGAAGAUGAUUCAGGGACCUACACUUGUGACAUAACAAACCAACUGGGAGAUACUGCUGCCAUAAUUAACAUAACAGCAUGUGCGCAAGAUUCUAUAAGACUGCAACGUAAAGAUGAUCAAACUAUGUUUCAAGUGUGUUUCGAAGACGAAUGGUACCAAGCUGUAACCAUCAAUGAAGUUGUCUUCAGAAAAAACACAAACUCCGUGUAUUUAAUAGAUUUCAAGCUAUUUCCUUCAGAUGAAUCAAUUAAAGUUCAGUCCGAUAACAAUUCUAUCAACUCCAGUGUAAUCAUCAAGUGUUCCACUAAAUUUCAAAACCUUUUGUUUGCUAACAAGACUGACCAUACCACAGUCUCGGUAGAACACCAGGGAACAUUGAACAUAUCUAUUAACGGACUUCUUCGGGACACUCCUUAUCAAUGCUGCCUUACAAUGAUGAGCAGCCCAUUCAAAGGCAGUACGAUCCCAUCGAUUACUACUCAGUGUACACAUGUGAGAACAACUAGUAAUUCACAGGACUCAGAAUCGACAACAAGUAUAAUUAUUGCACUCGGUACGUUGGUUGGAAUAUUCGUGUUUCUACUUCUCACUACCAUUGCCAUCUGUUUAGUGAAGAGAAUCUGUUGUGGACAAGGGUUGUCACGUGAGUCGUUCGAGGGCUCCAUCAUGAGGCAGAAUCCUUUAUAUGAGUCAGCAGAGGAAACAACAUCAAAACCUGUGCCUGUGCCAGAUAUCCACAUUUACUCAGACGUAUACCUGCUAAAAAGGGGGGAGCCUGAAAACAACCACCAGUAUGUAGACAUUGGAGUAGUUCCUAGGAACAAGAAGACGCCCAGUGACACAUCGGAAGUUGCAAACCCAUUGUAUUCAACAGGAGAAUUUUUGGUACAAUAACUUUACUUUGAUACUGAAUUUAGAAUAUUACGUAGCGUGAUAUUUGUCAUCAAGGGUAAAUUUACAUGUAUAUAUAAUUAUAUAAAACAAUA
This is a messenger RNA of Halichondria panicea, 2075 nucleotides long. RefSeq lists its product as uncharacterized. The transcript has 7 exons. NCBI's taxonomy places the organism in Eukaryota, Metazoa, Porifera, Demospongiae, Suberitida, Halichondriidae. Gene Ontology annotation, cellular component: membrane. The coding region runs from base 196 to 1983 and encodes 595 amino acids. The record is from RefSeq and is a predicted model, not a curated record.